This is a messenger RNA of Anguilla anguilla (European eel), 6390 nucleotides long. RefSeq names its product ephrin-B3b (gene efnb3b). Gene Ontology annotation, biological process: ephrin receptor signaling pathway; axon guidance. NCBI's taxonomy places the organism in Eukaryota, Metazoa, Chordata, Actinopteri, Anguilliformes, Anguillidae. The coding region runs from base 3199 to 4209 and encodes 336 amino acids. The record is from RefSeq and is a predicted model, not a curated record. The transcript is spliced from 4 exons. Gene Ontology annotation, cellular component: plasma membrane. Gene Ontology annotation, molecular function: ephrin receptor binding.
GCACGUGCACACCCUCACAAACAUGCACACACCUGCAUGCACGUGCACACCCUCACAAACAUGCACACACCUGCAUGCACAUGCACACCCUCACAAACAUGCACACACCUGCAUGCAUGUACACUUUUAGACUCCUUGAGAAGCAGAUCGGUCGUGCAGUUCUCUUGCAGUCCGGUUUUAUUUGUUAGUUACUUCACCAUGACUGUAGAAUCUGCCUUUUGCAGCUGAAACUGGUCAGCCGUACCCCUGGUGUAUUGAAAACAGAACACCUUUCUGAAUGUUUUUGAUACCACAGUAAAAGCAAAUGCAUCCAACAGAAAGGACAACAUAAAAUGUAAGUAGUCUUUUUUUUUUUUUUUAAGAACAAAAAAAUGUAAAUAAUAAACCGACUGAAAUAAUGACAGCCUUUAUUCUCUGAUUGAUCUUGACGUCUGGACAAGGGGGGUCUUACCACUUACCAUAGUGCAUGUUUUGGAUAGGUACUCCCCGCGAGAGAACAUCUGUGUCACCAUGGUUACAGUCGUAUCCCGUUUGGUCAGGACGUUCUGUUUUUUGCCUUUUUAAGUAAAAUUGCUUUGCAUUGACACCCGCCUUUGUCAUCGCACAUGCCUAUGUGUAGUUUUCGCGCUCUUAUUGUUUUGUCAGUUUGCCAGUGGAUUAGGGGCUGUGGAAGUAUGUGAUGUUCAUCGUGUAGUCGCGCAAAACAUUUUUCACAAAAUAAAAAUUUUCCCCCUGUGGACUUGUGCCGUUGACCUGAUCGUUUGCAAUCCUGUAGUCGUUUCUGCAAACCUUAAACGGGUGGUCUGUUCUGUUCUUAUUAUGAAAGGUUAAAAUUAGCGGUGUUAUCACACCAACCUGAUUCAAUAAAACCGGUCUCUUGGUGAUUCUCGACAGUAGCUGGUUACCAUGGAGAUGCUAGUAACGCCUGAAAUAACAGGUGAGAGCCUUGUGCCACGGGAGCCAUUUUGUAGCACAACAGGUCUGCUCUUGUUGCUGUUCAUUUAAAAGUAAACUCAUUUCAUUCCAAUUCAAUUCAUUCCGAAUGUGAAUAAAACGUAUAAAUCGCCCAUUAACUUGAAAUUCUGUAGUGUGGCGUAUGAAUUACCCUAAGCAUCAUCUAUUAGUAGGCCUUCAUGUGGCGAAACGCAAACUGAAUAGCACAGAAUAUCUUCAUAUGUGCAUUAAAAAGUAGCCCACAAGUUUGACUAUACAAAUACAAAAUAUAAAAUUAAGGUUUAAAGUAUCCGUUUUGUUAAAGGCUUUAAUUUCACUUCUCAGCGCGUCGGUUCAAAAUGGGGGCUGCCUUCUAUCUAGUCUCCACACAGUGGCAGUGCUGCUGCAGUUUUGUUUGAGGCCUCCUAUGUUGGGACUUCGGUUGAGUUUGAAUAGCCUAGGCAACAAACCUGGGCGCCGCGUAAAACAACGCUGUGUGGUCCCCUCAACCCGGGCGUCACGUGCAACGUCAAAGACACUACUUCAGCACCGACUGUUUAAACAGUUUUUGCUGGUGUCACAGUUAUGUAUAACAUCCGUCCGCGAUGUUUGUAUAACACCCACACGCAUAGAACCCCCUUGAACGCGCAAGACCAAAUAUGAUGAUGGAAAUGACUCCGGCUGACACAGUUUGCUGGUUGUUAAAUAGGUCGCAAGAACGACAGUAGAAUUGUAAUUACAAACUUCCUCAGUUUGGCUGGUUGGCCGUAACUGAAAAAGAAGUGCGUUUAUUGGAAUGGCAGGUAUGCCAUCCCGCCAACUUACGCCUUGGCGGGGGCAUAUUUAAAUUACGUUAAGUGGACAAAACAACUGCCCACGGCCAGCUUGGCCACAGUGAAGACCGAGCGCUAACGGUCCACUGGAGGCGCUAUGAUCAUAAAAUAAAUGAAAUUACCUAGUUCUGGCGCUCAUCGCUGAGAGUGGUGUGGGGCGAAGCGGGCUACUGAAGGAGAAACACUUUGCUCAGAUUCUCCCUGUGCGCGUAGUUCUGAGGUUGUGAACUCCCCACACGUUCUGUCUCUGUGUUAGGGAUGGGUCGGAGAGACAGGGUUGGCCUGGUGGAGAGGUCGAAGGAGACCGGUCUGAUCUCACCUUUUUUUUAUUAGGUCCCCCCCCCCCCUCCACCAAACAAAAAACACACACCCCUCUCAUUCUCGAGCGGAGCGCGUGCCAAUGCGUUGGGAGCGAUGGGUGAGUGAGAGUGAAUUGGAACAGGAGACGGAAAGGUGAAGAAGCAGUGAAUCGAAUCCGAAUGUCUGUUGGCGAAGCCGGCUGUUAACGUCUCAGCCUGUUUAUAUCUGCGUGCUAUAGGGCGAACCUUGGUAGCCGUUUCAUCUGCACGACGGUCUUAAAUUCGCCUUCCGUCGUUUUCGUUUCGUAGAACUUUAGUCAUAUGGUUCUGUCUCUUUCUGAUGGUAGCCUACCUCACACUUUCUUUUACAAGCUCCCAUUUUCCACGGAAAAGAAUGAGUGGGUCGUCUCCUAUGAGAACAUCUACCGUCGAAUUCCGGAGGGAAUUGCCGAGCGUCCCCGUGCGCUAGUGGGGACUGGGGAAUGCAUAGCUCCGUGAUUUUAGUGAUGAAAACGCGAAGGGGACAGGAACCACUCAGAGCUUAAAUAGUUGUCAUAGUUCCCAAUGUUCCGCGGCUCUUUCCCUGGGAUAAUCCGAUGAGAGAGAGUAGAGGGCAAGAGACCCUCAUGACUCUCGAGGGUUGUAGUAACAAGGGUCACUUUAAAGACGGAUUUGAAACGGCCCAGGUCGAAAUGUGGAAAAUGAGCUUACUUUAAAAGAGAGAAAUUUGACCGGUAGGAGAAAUGCACGGCGUCUCGUGAAGGAUAAACUCACAAAACUUAAUAUUAAUUUAUUUUUAUUUUAAAUCUUGGAACUGGAUUAACCUAUUUCUGUUUUCGCUGACAUAAUUACGGCGGUCUUCAAAAAAAAGGACAACUUUAUUUUGCUAAUGACAAUACUUCGGGGGUAGACGCGUUAAAAAAAACUUAGAGCUAAUAUUUUUAUUUUAAGUUCUCGUUCACGUGUGUGCGUGUGUGUGUGUGUGUGUGUGUGUGUUUCGGGGGGCGCAUAUGCCGAUGCGGUUGGCGGAGCCACGCCAUCUCCGUACGCACUGACGGAUUAAUUCAACUUUUCAUACGGCUGUUGGUGAGAGGCUUUGUCCAAAACACUGCUGCCGACUACCCGUUGCUUUGAUGGGAGGAAAAAGACUGGGUUCGGGGGUGACAAUGGCGUGUCGGAAAGGUGCAGGCAGAUUGAGAAUUCUGCUCGUGUUCCUUGUGGAUUUACUUGGAAUCUCCGCGACCAACAUGGAGCCCAUAUACUGGAACUCUUUGAACAAAAGGUUUGGGGAUACCCGGGGGUACGUGCUCUACCCGCAGAUCGGCGACCGGCUGGACCUGAUCUGCCCGGCGUCCGUCCCAGGGGACCCCCAUGCCCCCCCGGAGUACGAGUUCUACAAGCUGUACCUGGUGCGCACGCGUGAGCAAGCCGACAGGUGUGAGGUCACAGACGAGCCCAACCUGCUGCUCACCUGCGACAAGCCCCACAGCAACACGCGCUUCACCAUCAAGUUCCAGGAGUUCUCCCCGAACCUGUGGGGGCACGAGUUCCACACCCACAGAGACUACUACAUCAUCGCCACCUCAGACGGGACGCGGCAGGGUCUUGACAGCCGGAGGGGGGGGGCAUGCGUCACCCGCGGGAUGAAGGUGGUGCUUAAAGUGGGACAGAGUCCAGUGGGAAACGCCACACACCCAGGCUCAGUGGGCGGGGCUGAGGGCGGGGCCAGGCCGUUCUUCUCCAACAUGGUGCUGAUUGGGGGCGGAGUCGGGGGCGUGGCUUUUCUCCUGCUGGUGGGGGCCGUGGUGUGCGGGCUGUGCUACUGCUGCCGUCGCCCCAAACCCACCGCGUCUCGCCACCCCCCAAUCACCCUGUCCUCCCUCAGGGGGGGGGCUGCGGGUGGGGGGGCCGCCAUGGGGGGUGUGGGGGGCACCGCUGGAGGGGGGGCUGCGAGUGGGGGGGCUGUCGGCGGAGCCAGCAACAACUCCGGCUCUGAGCCCAGUGACAUCAUCUUCCCGCUGCGGACUUCUGACUCCGCCUACUGCCCGCACUACGAGAAGGUGAGCGGGGACUACGGGCACCCCGUCUACAUCGUGCAGGAGAUGCCCCCCCAAAACCCCGCCAACGUGUACUACAAAGUGUGAGAGAGGCCCUGCACCCACACAGCGUUUGUACAGUUACUGUGUAGCUACGUACAAGUGUGCGUGCGUGUGCAAAGUGCAUUCCUACACGUGUGUGUGUAUGUGUGCGUGCGUGUGCAAAGUGCAUCCCUACACACGUGUGUGUGUCUGUGUGCGUGCGUGUGCAAAGUGCAUCCCUACACACGUGUGUGUGUAUGUGUGCGUGUGCACAAUGUGCAUACGUGUGUGUGUGCGUAUGUGCGUGUGUGCACUUUAAAACCAAGCAGACAUUAAAGUCAGUGAGCUCAGAUUGUUUGUCAAUCUCGAUAAACACUUACAGAUCAUAUAAAUACUUGUGCCAUGAAUCCACUUUUUUUCUUUUUUGUAUUUGGCUGUUGUGCUAUAUUAAUCUGUGUUCGUCAGGAUGUGUUUUUAUUUAGUUUGUUGUUUUUAGAAUUCUGCUGUUUGGUUUGUUUGCCCUUUUCUUUGUGAUUUAAUUUGAACUCUCCCUGCUCAGCUUGUUUAGUCUGGGGUUCGUACUCUGCUCAGUGAGAUGAUGUGGAAGAUUUGACUCCAUGGUGGAGUUGUGGAUGAAGAAUAUAUUAAACUUACAGUAUUGCUAACAUGGGGGAUGUAAACAGAGAGGUGGAGGGGGGGGGGGUUACCCUGGAGAACUUCUGUUUAUGCUUAUGAUCACAUCCAGAGAAACAGGAAUAUGUUAGAUGAUGAAAUCAAGGCCAGGCUAAAAAUGAAACACACACACACACACACACAUUCACACACAGUUACACAACCACACACACACACACAUUCACUUGCAAUUCACAAAACCAUGCCAACACACAAAUUCACUAUUUGAGAAGUUGUCACCCUUGUGUUUUUACCCAUGAUGCAGUGCUCUUGCUUAGUCUCAGAGGGACUUGGGUCAGAAGGCAAGAGCAGAAACUCUGUGCUGCUUUCACACGCAGAAUGCACCAACAGCAGGGCAUGCUGGGAACAGCUGGGCCAGGGGUGAUUAUCAGUAAUCCCGUCUUAUUCUGUCAAAAUAAAAGCGACACAAAUUUACCUGCAUAUCUGCCCAUUAAUGUACAGUACAGACACUUUUCUGCGACGCUGUUUUUGUUUGUGCAGUAGAGAGAGGAUUAAGCACAGCCAUGAUCUGUGCUGAGGGGUGUGUGGAGCCAGAAGUGUGGUCUGAACCAGGAAACCCCAAAAUCAUCCCAAAGUGGCGAGGGGUUGUGAGAUAGCAGUCAGACGGAUUUACCUGUGCUGCAGGUAGAAAGGGGCGUGUCAACACAUUCCCACACUGCCCAGCUUUACAUCAUCAGCUUGUGACGCUAUGUCAGGACAGAGACUGAGCAAUGACUUCACCGCUCUGCGCCAUGGCGGGAUGGGCCAUUUGGAUGAGGGGUCAAAUCAGGAGCUGCCUGCCCCUCUGCUACACUGUGUUUGGAUUGGGGGGGACAGGGUGACGGAGGGGGGGGGGGGGAGAUUGGGGGUCACUGGAUUAUCCCACCGGGGCUCCUGUGCAAAGCAGACUGAUUUCUGUGAGCAGAUCCAACCUGCUGGAGCGAGACGCUGCUCUGUCCUUUGUUUUCCCUCCCUUUCUCCCUCCCUCCCUCCCUCCCUCCUUCUCUCUCUCUCUCUCUCUCUCUCUGCCAAAAACCUGAGGAGGAGACCACUGCCUCCCCACCUGAACUGCAGUGCGCAAUCAGACAGGACUCAGUACAGCGCAUGGAUCUCUGAGGCAGUACCACAGCCAUCCAACAGGGGCAGCAGAGACACUAAAGCAUCCUGAGCUUGAGCGCAGUACCACAGCCGUCCACCAGGGGCAGCAGAGACACCACAGCAUCCUGAGCUUGGGCGCAGUACCACAGUCGUCCACUAGGGGCAGCAGAGACACUACAGCAUCCUGACCUUGGGUGCUGUACCACAGCCAUCCACCGGGGGCAGCAGAGAGGAGAGGCUGUGCAGGUCAGGACAGGCCCAGAUGAUCAGGAGAAGAAGAUGAGGACAGGCAGCCAUGGAUGAACUCUGGAUGAGAGCACUGGACUGCUGCACUCAGACUUUCCCUGAACUGCGAGACGGUUUGUUGUUCCAUUUUUCUGUUUUUGCUUUUUUCUCUUUUGAUCUCACGUCUUACACACUCCUGCAAGGGUGACAAACUGGAACGUUCCGCACAUAAAAAAAACUGUUUUACACCAA